Molecule: messenger RNA, 351 nt
Organism: Morus notabilis
Lineage: Eukaryota; Viridiplantae; Streptophyta; Magnoliopsida; Rosales; Moraceae
Exons: 2
Coding region: 29-277 (82 amino acids)
Source: RefSeq, a predicted model, not a curated record
UUCUUAGAUAAUCAACAUCACCUCCAACAUGGAUGCACAACCAAGCCUGAAGACCGAGAUUGAGAACGAACAAGGUGAAGUGGAGACAAAGGUGAACACUGUAGAUUAUCAGUCCUCAGCAGGACAAGGCCAACAAAAGAGGGAUGUGCAGGUGAUUCACAAAUCCCACCCUUCCGAAAAUUCAACCACUACCGGCGGCGGUAGCGUCCUCUCUAGCGCUGCUACUGCUGCUUCCGCGGCCGUUCAGUCCUCCAAGGAUGCCCUAUCUGGAAAAUAACUGAGCAGUUGCUCCAAGAUAGCUAUUUACAUUUCGUAUCAUUUGUCUUGAGUUUUCUAUUCACCCCUAAUAUA